Molecule: messenger RNA, 381 nt
Organism: Penaeus indicus
Lineage: Eukaryota; Metazoa; Arthropoda; Malacostraca; Decapoda; Penaeidae
Product: serine protease Hayan-like
Exons: 4
Coding region: 1-381 (126 amino acids)
Source: RefSeq, a predicted model, not a curated record
AUGCACAAGGCCAGAGACCUUGAUUUCUUCAGUGCUGGAAUAGCUGCCAGAAGAGAGAGUGUGAUGGCUCCGGUCGGGUUCACUAUACGUGUGGUGGUGAUGGUGUUGGGGCUGUUGGUGACAGUGUCGAGAGCACAAGACAUCAUCUUCCCCAAAGAGGAAUUCGAGAGCUGUCAACUCAGGUCCGGACGCCCAGGGAUCUGUCGCUUUAUCCGCUCCUGCCCUGAGGUUCUGCAGACGCUGGCCACUCAGACCCCGGUUCAUUGUGGCUUCGUCGGGAGGGAACCACUGAUCUGCUGUCCGCCCACGACAUAUUUUGUCUUACAAUUUUCUCUCUCAAUUAAGGUAGUGCUAGAGCCUCUAAUUGUGCUAAUUAUUUGA